Molecule: messenger RNA, 461 nt
Organism: Acaulospora colombiana
Lineage: Eukaryota; Fungi; Glomeromycota; Glomeromycetes; Diversisporales; Acaulosporaceae
Source: the annotation of a GenBank genome assembly
AGUGGGGCACAAAUUGCUUUCCUCAGCCUUCUGAUUUUCCUGCUGCAAGUAGUAGUAAUGGUGAGGGUGACCCCCAGAGGGCGUUCGAUCCUAUCGCCUAUGAGAGCACUUGCAAAGAGUAUUUCCACGCCGCUCAAGAGCUGGGAAGACAUGUCCUUGGAAUGAUAGCUGAAGGCCUGGGAGUUGACACAGAUUUCUUUGAGGGAUACCUCGACAAGCAGAAUUCCUUUUGCCGACUCACCCACUACUUUCGACCAUUGAAAGAUGGUCAAGAGAAAGGAAUAAACGGAGAAGAAGAGCCUCUGGAAGAAGGAGCGGCAGCACAUACUGAUUGGGGUGCACUGACGCUGCUCAUUCAAGACACUGUCGGUGGACUACAAGUCUACGAUCGCUCCACAGGAAAAUGGCACGAGGCCGAUGGACUAACGACACGUAUAGAAGCACUCUUCAUAGGGUCAUAG